AUGCCCAGCCAAUCGCGCGCUCGCGAUCGCGAGCGUGAGCGUGAGCGCGAACGGGGGCAUAGCUCUCGCCGACGAUAUGAUUCCAGAGACGACAAUGUCGAAGACGAGGAGGAUGGCGGCCAUUAUCGCCGACACCGUGCUACUACUGCUACGCGGCGGGAUCAGUCACGAGCUCACGACUACCACGAGGUGGAGGUAGAAGACCAUGAGGAUGAUUCCGAGGAAGAAGAAGAGGAGGAGGAGGAGGAGGAGGAAGAGGUGAUAAGAGUUCCUGCAACGCCGACAAGACGAUCAAGACCGCCGAGAUCCCCAGAGAUGGAGCGCGAACGCCCACGGUCGAGUUCGCGGCGAGGAACAACGAAGACGAGGGAAGGAGCAGGAGGAGGAUAUAGGAGGGAGGGUUAUAGAAGAGAAGAGUUUCGAAGAGAGCGGACGCCAAAAGCAAAAGAGUCGCCGGCCACGUCGCCAAAGAAAAGGAUGGAUCGUGAGGGACAUCGAAGAGGAGCCAGUCGUGUCCGCGAUGGAAGUCCAGUCAGGGAGCGAAGGCCGCGGGCUAGGUACGACGAAGGCGGAAGCGAUAGAGAACGUGAGCGUGAGCGUGAGCACGAGCGAGAAUUACGCAGACAGCGUCGUCGAGAGCGAGAACGGGAGCGCACGGCAGCGAAACAUACCAGCACGGACUCGACCAAUAGUGCAUCUCAGUUGCUCAGUGCCGAUGCUCUCGCCAAGUUGAAUGAUCACUAUGAGCGAGGAAAGAGAGACGACUAUAAACGACCAAGCCGGGCAGAUCGUGAUCGCACUCGCAAUGUGCCUGAUGAAGAUAUUCGGGUGGAGAAAAGACGACAGCGUCGACGACAAGAAGUUGUUAAUGAAAAGACGUAUGACGAUUAUGACGAGCCUCGGAAGUCUCAAAAGAGACGAUUGGUCUCGGGGGCUAUCAUGGAAGAAGGUCGGAGCAAUAAACUCCUAUUUUGGAAGCGUAUGGGAGACCGUCCUCUCUUCGGUAGAGGUGGUGGUGAUGGCGGUGGUGGUGGAGACGAUGAUGACCGCGAUGAAGGGGAAAAGGGUGACGAUGAUGACGGUGUACCAUUUUGGAAAAAGCGAAAGAAGCUUUUAAUAGCAAUAGGUGCCAUAGUCUUGAUUCUUGUUAUUGCUAUCCCAGUCGGAGUUGUCGUUUCCAAGAAGCAAAGCAGCAACAGCGACAGCGACAAUAGUGGGAGCAGCGGUGAGGAUUCGUCUAGCAGUUCAUCCAGCUCAGACAGUUUAACCUCGAGUUUGUCGAGUAUCUCGAGAGACAGCAUACCGACUGCCGCACAAGGAACGUACUGGGAUCCGUUUACAUGGUACGACACCCGGGACUUCAAUCUGACCUACACGAACGAGACGGUUGGCGGCUUGCCAAUAAUGGGCCUCAAUUCCACCUGGGAUGAUUCCGCGAAGCCAAAUGACAAUGUGCCAGCGCUCAAUGACAGCUUUCCGUAUGGAAGCAGGCCUAUCCGAGGCGUAAAUAUCGGAGGGUGGCUGUCAAUCGAGCCGUUUAUCGCGCCGUCCUUGUUCUCAAGGUACCCAAUCACAGAUGGGGUCGUUGACGAAUACACUCUGUGUCAAAAGCUGGGUUCAUCUGCAGCUUCCACCCUUGAGGAGCACUACGCCACGUUCAUCCAAGAAGAGGAUUUUGCGCAAAUGGCCGCAGCCGGACUAGACCAUGUCCGCAUUCCAUACUCAUACUGGGCCGUCACGACAUAUUCAGGAGAUCCGUACGUCGAAAGGAUAGCGUGGCGAUAUCUGCUGAGGUCUAUCGAAUACUGCCGAAAGUACGGACUGCGCGUUAAUCUUGACUUGCACGGGCUUCCGGGCAGUCAGAACGGCGAGAAUCACAGUGGCCAACAGGGCAUCAUCCGGUGGCUCAAUGGUACGGAUGGAGAUUUGAAUGCACAACGCUCUCUCGACAUACACGACCAGCUAUCCCAAUUUUUCGCGCAAUCUCGAUACAAAAACAUCGUAACCAUAUACGGUCUAGUAAAUGAGCCUCCGUUGCUAUCCCUUGAUGUAGCCACAGUGCUCAACUGGACGAUCAAGGCAACGGAGCUUGUGCAGAAGAAUGGCAUCAAAGCCAAAAUCGCCAUGGGCGACGGAUUUUUGAACCUGGAUAAGUGGCAAUACAUGAUGAAGACGGAUGUGCCGUCGAAUAUGCUGCUGGACACUCACCAAUACACCAUUUUUAACACGAAUGAGAUCGACCUCACUCACACUGCCAAAAUUAACUUGACCUGUUCCUCCUGGUUAACAAUGCUGGAGAAGGUCAACAGCACGACCAAUGGCUGGGGCCCAACCAUCAACGGCGAAUUCUCCCAAUCCGACACCGACUGCGCCGUAUACCUCAACAACGUCGGCGCCGGAACUCGCUGGACAGGCAACAUAGGCUCUACUUCAGACCCUCGCUGCCCCACCGCAGUGAGCAACAGCGACGAAACUACCUCCACUACUACUACCCAAUCCUGCAGCUGCAACGACGCCAACGUUGCUGCCUCAUCGUACUCUGACGACUACAAGAAAUUCCUCCAAACAUAUGCCGAAGCACAAAUGUAUGCCUUUGAGAAAAUGAUGGGCUGGUUUUAUUGGACGUGGCAGACAGAAUCAGCACCGCAGUGGAGUUAUAAACAGGCCUGGCAAGGCGGAUUUAUGCCCAAGUUGGCGUAUCAGCCGGAUUUCAAGUGUGGUGAUGCUGUGCCGAGUUUUGGGAGCUUGCCAGAGUAUUAUUAA
Talaromyces rugulosus is the source of this 2763-nucleotide messenger RNA. RefSeq lists its product as uncharacterized. The transcript is spliced from 3 exons. Gene Ontology annotation, molecular function: beta-glucosidase activity. NCBI's taxonomy places the organism in Eukaryota, Fungi, Ascomycota, Eurotiomycetes, Eurotiales, Trichocomaceae. Gene Ontology annotation, cellular component: extracellular region; cell surface. The record is from RefSeq and is a predicted model, not a curated record. Bases 1 to 2763 code for a protein of 920 amino acids. Gene Ontology annotation, biological process: glucan catabolic process.